Molecule: messenger RNA, 515 nt
Organism: Pseudopipra pipra
Lineage: Eukaryota; Metazoa; Chordata; Aves; Passeriformes; Pipridae
Gene: NDUFB6
Product: NADH:ubiquinone oxidoreductase subunit B6
Exons: 4
Coding region: 45-431 (128 amino acids)
Biological process (GO): mitochondrial electron transport, NADH to ubiquinone; mitochondrial ATP synthesis coupled electron transport
Source: RefSeq, a predicted model, not a curated record
GGACGGGGCGCCCGCGGCCGGCGGGCACCGAGCAGGGCCGGGCCAUGAGCGGCUACACGGAGGAUGAGAAGCUGCGGCUGCAGCAGCUCCGGGUCCUGCGGCGCCGGUGGCUGCGGGACCAGGAGCUGAGCGAGCGGGAGCCCGUCCUGCCCCCGCGCAAGCUCGGCCCGGUGGCCGCGUUCUGGGAGCGCUUCCUGCGGCCCGGGGGGCUCUGGCGGCAGCAGGUGUACAAGGCCUACCAGACCGGCGGGUUCCUCCUGGUGCGGGUGCUGAUCCCCGCCUGGCUCGUCACCUACUACGUGAAGUACCACGUCAUGAAAAAGCCUCAUGGAAUGGUCAUGGCAAAUCCACGGAUAUUCCCAGGGGACAGGAUUUUAGAGACUGGAGAAAUCAUGCCACCCCUGAAAGAAGAUCCCCACAAGCACCACUGAUGGCUGGGAGCUGAUUUCCUCCUUCAGCAAACACGGCAGGAGCUGCACCUGCUUUCUCUGUUCUAUUAAAGAGUCUUUAUUCUG